Cyprinus carpio (common carp) is the source of this 1290-nucleotide messenger RNA. It is a transcript of the gene glrx5, whose product is annotated as glutaredoxin 5 homolog (S. cerevisiae). The record is from RefSeq and is a predicted model, not a curated record. Lineage: Eukaryota; Metazoa; Chordata; Actinopteri; Cypriniformes; Cyprinidae.
AUUCGAGGGGGCGGAGCUUGCGUCCAGUUACUUACUUCGGCGAGGUUCUGUGGCGUUUGUUUGGCGAAGUGUCAAACGUGUUUAAGCCUCUUUAAAUCUUGAGCAAAUCAUUCAGAUUUGUACGAUGAACAGCAUUAUUAGAUCGACAGCUCGGUGUCUUCGAGCGGGCGCGUGGCAGUACAGAACAGCGCAGAAUAAUGGAGAGCUGCUGUCUGGUUGGGCCCGCCUCAUGUGCUCCUCCUCAGCGGCCCAGAAGACUCUGGAGGAGAUGGUGAAGAAGGACAAAGUGGUGGUCUUCAUAAAAGGCACCCCCGCACAGCCCAUGUGCGGCUUCAGCAACGCCGUCGUCCAGAUCCUCAGAAUGCACGGGGUCGACAGCUAUGCUGCUUAUAACGUGCUGGAUGACCAGGAUAUCAGAGAAGGAAUAAAGACUUUCUCCAACUGGCCGACGAUUCCACAGGUGUUCUUCAACGGUGAGUUUGUUGGCGGCUGCGAUAUUCUUCUUCAGAUGCAUCAGAGUGGAGAUCUGGUAGAGGAACUUCAGAAGCUGGGAAUCAGAUCGGCUCUCUUGGAUCAAGAAAAAGAGUCCAAGUAGGAGUCCAAGUCAGCAAAGACGAGUCUUUGGGAUGAUUGUCCAUUAUAAACCUCCCAAAGGUUGACUUGACCUGCUGAAGUCCAAACAGUCCUCAGAUGACUGAAGGAAGUGAUGUCGAACCUCCCGAAUUCAGAAAAAUCACUGUAAAACACUUGACUUAGAAUUACCGUAUUACACAUGAUUAUUACAUUUCUAUUGCAGUAUGCUUGUCCUUAUUUCAGAUACUCUAAUGCUAGACCACUGCAUAUUUAAAAUGUUGUAUUUUCAAAUGUAUUAUUAAUGUAUUUUAGAUGUAUAUCAUUUUUUUUUUUUUUUUUUUUUUUUUUGUCAAUAAAAUAUUUUAAAGCACCCAUUGUUUGAAACUAAAGCUGCUGGGUGGGAAUUCUGCGUGUCUGAUGUCAUCAGAAGGAACAUGCUGCUUUAUUUGAUAGAGAUUUCCCUCUUCCUCAUUCUGUAACACGUCUGUCUUGUUAUUUCAUGUCUAAGAUAUGUUUAGAAGUUGUCUUACCUGAGAGAGAGAGGGUGAUACUCAACACCUUUGUUCCAGUUACUCAUGUUAGAUGCGCUAGUCGUGUGGAGAAACAGCAUUUACCUUAACAGUGAUACAUUUUAAAGGUUUUUGCAGAUGCAGUUUUGUGGGAUAAAAUACAUAAGCAGGUCAUACUUUAAACAUAUAAGUGAAGAGUUUCAUCACA